AUGGCCGGCCGCCUUCAGACCUUGCGAGAUCGUCAGAUAGCUGCGAUCGACCGGAUACUCAACCUCAAUCGUGACGAUCCGUCGAACGUGGAGUCAUCGAAUGGUGCUCAAAACGGCGACCUGCCGACCGAAAAUGGAGACGCUACAUGGAAGGUCCUCGUCUUUGACAAUCUUGGAAGAGACAUCAUUAGCAGUGUACUGAGGGUCAACGAUCUAAGGAGUAAGGGGGUCACGAUACAUUUAAACAUAAACUCCACGCGCUACCCAAUCCCCGAUGUCCCUGCCCUCUAUCUCGUCGAACCCACUGCCACCAAUAUCCAACUCAUAUGCUCUGAUCUCUCUCGAGGGCUGUACACGCCGGCCUAUGUCAACUUCAUUUCUUCUAUUCCUCGCCCUCUCCUCGAAGACUUUGCCGCUCAGAUUGCUGCCACGAACAGAGCGGAUUCCAUCGCUCAAGUGUAUGACCAAUACCUGAAUUUCAUUGUCGCUGAGCCAGAUUUGUUUAGCCUGGGCAUGGGAAAAGAGUCUUAUUGGAUAUUUAAUAGCGCCAAAGCUGAAGCCGAAGUUCAGGAUGCUGCCAUUGACAGGAUCGUCAGCGGACUGUUCAGUGUGAGCGUGACUAUGGGUUCAGUUCCUAUUAUACGGUGCCCACAAACGGAGCUGGCCAAGAUGAUUGCCACGAAACUGGAUCGGAAACUGAGAGACCACGUUCUCAACUCCAAAGAUAAUCUGUUCUCAUCCAAGGGUUCCGCAGCCAGCGUCUACUCCACACCUUCCCGGCCUGUGCUCAUAGUCCUGGACCGGAAUGUCGACCUGGUCCCGAUGCUUUCUCACUCAUGGACAUACCAGUCACUGGUCCAUGAUGUAUUAAAGAUGCAUCUGAAUCGCAUCACCGUGGAUGUCACGGACGACGAAACCCCAAACGCCAAAUCUCGAGCCUAUGACCUCAAUGCUGGUGAUUUCUUCUGGACGCGUAACGCCAGUGCACCCUUUCCCCAGGUGGCAGAGGACAUCGAUAAAGAACUCACAAAGUACAAAGCGGAUGCGGAAGAGGUAACCAGAAAGACUGGGGUUAAUAGUAUCGAGGAUCUCAAUGACAGCUCCGCGUCAGCAGCGCAGUUGAAGGCAGCUAUCACCCUACUGCCCGAACUACGAGAGCGAAAAGCAACGCUGGACAUGCACAUGAACAUAGCUACAGCGCUGUUGAAAGGCAUCAAGGAUCGUCAGCUGGACAAUUUCUUCCAGCUUGAGGAGAACAUUACCAAACAGACUUCUGACCAGAUACUUGCACUAAUCAAGUCUGACGACAAAGGAGACAAUCCCUUGGAUAAGCUGCGGAUAUUCAUCAUCUGGUAUUUGAGCGUCGACAAAGAGCCGUCGAAGGCUGAACUAUCAGAGUUCGAAACCGCCCUUAGGACUGCCGGGGUGGGUGAUGCGGUUGCCGCCAUCAAACACAUCUCGAAUGUCAGACUCGAAACGCGAGGCACGAUGAUGACUUCGACUGUCACAACUUCGCAGCCUACUCAGGGCCCGUUGUUCGGAGGCUUAUCAUCGCUUUCCAAGAACUUCACCGACAGAAUUUCCUCCUCGACUUUCGGCAACGUUAAUCUCGACGCCUUGUUCUCGGGGGUCAAGAACUUUCUUCCUGCGGACCGAGAUUUAACAGUAACGAAGAUAGUGGAAUCCAUCAUGGACCCUCCUGCGGCCUCGUCCUCGGCGAUCGCAAAGACGGAGAAUUAUCUCUACUUCGAUCCCCGCAGUGCCCACGCCCGAGGCACGACAGGGGCAUCAAAUCCACCUUUACGAAGCGGCCAGCCCGCUGCGGGUGUCAAUCCGACCUUCGGACAACGACGGCAGGGGUAUACAGAAGCGAUUGUCUUCACAGUCGGGGGAGGAAGCAUGGACGAAUAUGGCAAUCUGCAAGAGUGGGUAAAGAGAACGAGUGGGCAAGGCGCAAGCGGCGGAGGAGUCGGUUCCGCUCCACGCACCAGGAGGGUCGUCUACGGGAGCACCGAACUGGUCAAUGGCGAGGACUUUCUGCAUGAGUUGGUCAGACUAGGACAAGAUGGCUAG
Molecule: messenger RNA, 2073 nt
Organism: Capronia epimyces CBS 606.96
Lineage: Eukaryota; Fungi; Ascomycota; Eurotiomycetes; Chaetothyriales; Herpotrichiellaceae
Exons: 3
Coding region: 1-2073 (690 amino acids)
Biological process (GO): intracellular protein transport; endoplasmic reticulum to Golgi vesicle-mediated transport
Cellular component (GO): cytosol; Golgi membrane
Molecular function (GO): syntaxin binding
Source: RefSeq, a predicted model, not a curated record